AUGUUCGGUCCUUUCAAACCAUCAGCGCCGUUAUUCGGCGGCCUCUUAUGGAAAAUCCCCUGGCGACUCUCCGGCCCUCAAAAACUCCGACAUCGAAGACGACUACGUCGAGUAGACAAUGUAGUUGCCGUCCUGGACACCGCCCUGCAGCGGCAAGCAGCAAUAUCAACACAGCCUUUCGCGCCCACUUCUCAAUCCUCUCCACCUCCCACCCAAGCACCAAAUCACCUCAGCGCAUCAAAAGGUCAAGCCACGCCCGAUGAGCUGGCAACCACGGCUGAAGGACGGCGACUGCUCGAAGCGGAAAGAAAUGCGGACUUGGAGGCACGGCGCAAUGGAAAGGGCCCGAAGCGUGGCGACUGGGUUCCGGAAGUCACAGCACAUGGUGUCCAGGUGCCGAGUGGGCGAUUACUGAGCGAUGAGGCGCGGUUGAAUGGGACCAUCAAGCUCAUCGAGCGAUGGAAGGCGGAGAUGCCGACGGAGCAGGAGAUGUUGCCGCGGGACAAGUAUACGGUCUUCAAUCGAUACAGCAAGGGCUAUCGAAAGGGCAUUCACAAGGUCCCGAAAUGGACGAGGAUAUCGCAGCGAUUGAACCCUCCUGGCUUCUAG
This is a messenger RNA of Neohortaea acidophila, 609 nucleotides long. Its product is annotated as mitochondrial ribosomal protein L31-domain-containing protein. The record is from RefSeq and is a predicted model, not a curated record. Gene Ontology annotation, molecular function: structural constituent of ribosome. The transcript is spliced from 3 exons. Gene Ontology annotation, cellular component: mitochondrial large ribosomal subunit. The coding region runs from base 1 to 609 and encodes 202 amino acids. Lineage: Eukaryota; Fungi; Ascomycota; Dothideomycetes; Mycosphaerellales; Teratosphaeriaceae.